CAGAAAUCCGGUCAGCAGCAAUCAUUCAUCUCAUCCUUCAAAGAUCGGCAGUAGGCAGAAAGCUCCACUCAAGGCAGCUCGUACGCGAACACGAUCUCGGACGAAACCCUCGGACUGAGCUGUCUCACUCAAUCCGACAGCCUUACUUAUACAGCCCUCCUAACCCCCAAGACAUCAACGUAAUGUCCAUCCUCUACGACCAACUCUACAAAUCCACACCCCUCCUGCCCAAAACCUCAUCAGAAAAAUCAAUCCAAUACACACCAAUGUUCCAAUCCGCCAACGCUCAGAAGGAGAAUGAGAAGAUGUCCUCCACACAACCACGAACAGGAACACAGUCUGUUGUCACUUCCAGCUCGGAUUCUGAUGACAGGAGUUCGGUCUGGAGCAAGUCUACGGGAACUUCGACGAUUACUGUGAUUAAGGAGAGGAUGAAGAGGUCUUCGAAGGACGACGAGAAGAGAACUCCUGCGCAGAAAGAGGCGGAGAAGAAGGCUGGUCGACUUUCGUAUGUGACGCUGGGUACGCUUGCGGCGUUGAAGGGUUAGAAAACUAAUAACUUCGGUGGAGUUGGAGUAUGUUCUGAGUUGGUGCAGACAGCACGGCUGGCUCGUUGACUUUAUGAUUACUGGCGGAAGUACAGUGUUUCUAGCUAGGCGUUACUGGUGGGAGGCUAAGCUUACGGUCGAUCGAUGAUGGAUACCAAAAGGGUUGGAGUUUAUGACUAAGGUUGUUUGGUUGGAUGAGACUGAUGCUGGGUGCUUGAUUUGCUUGAGAUGGAUUGUAUAUAGAAUAUGAGUGAUACAUGUACCAGAAUGCUUUGCUUC
Molecule: messenger RNA, 827 nt
Organism: Pseudocercospora fijiensis CIRAD86
Lineage: Eukaryota; Fungi; Ascomycota; Dothideomycetes; Mycosphaerellales; Mycosphaerellaceae
Exons: 1
Coding region: 183-548 (121 amino acids)
Source: RefSeq, a predicted model, not a curated record